Messenger RNA from Arxiozyma heterogenica, 585 nucleotides. RefSeq names its product Cue1p (gene CUE1). The record is from RefSeq and is a predicted model, not a curated record. NCBI's taxonomy places the organism in Eukaryota, Fungi, Ascomycota, Saccharomycetes, Saccharomycetales, Saccharomycetaceae. The transcript has a single exon. Gene Ontology annotation, molecular function: ubiquitin binding. The coding region runs from base 1 to 585 and encodes 194 amino acids.
AUGUCUGGUCUAUUAUCUAUAUUAUUUUCCAUCUUGUUGAUUUUCUUAGUGACUAAAUGGAUGCUUAAUAAUGGUGAUUCACAUCCAUCAACAAAGAGAUUAUCAGAAUCUAACGAAUUGAGCCAGUCGAAUCAAACAAGAAAUAGAAGAAUAAAUCCUCCAGUAAACACAGCCUUGGUCCAACAAGUCCAAGCAGUGGCACCAAUCCUACACGUCGAACAAAUUAAAUAUGCUUUACGUUUAAAUCACAACAAUGUUCAUGUAGUCAUUGAAAAUUAUUUAAAUGGCGUUGAAUUUCCCUUCCCUCCUGGUUUUACACCUUCUCCAAGACCAGUAAAUUUAAAUCAUGCAAAUGUAGUUAAUGGUAAUGACAAUAAUACUGAUCCACGCAAAAUUUCUAACAUCAAACAAGAUAAUUUAUUGACAAAGUAUAAUGUAACAGAUGACAUGUUUUCCAAUGUUAUAGAAUUUGACCAUCCAAUGGAUCUGUUGCAAAGAAAACAGUACAUGAUAUAUAAGGCACGCCAGGAUAUGAAACAAAGAUUAUCUAAUAACGACCCAAAAUGGGUUUCACUAUUACAAUAA